Messenger RNA from Gekko japonicus, 1712 nucleotides. RefSeq names its product gastrula zinc finger protein XlCGF57.1-like. The transcript has 4 exons. The annotation marks the transcript as partial. The record is from RefSeq and is a predicted model, not a curated record. Gene Ontology annotation, molecular function: RNA polymerase II cis-regulatory region sequence-specific DNA binding; DNA-binding transcription factor activity, RNA polymerase II-specific. Gene Ontology annotation, biological process: regulation of DNA-templated transcription. Lineage: Eukaryota; Metazoa; Chordata; Lepidosauria; Squamata; Gekkonidae.
ACGACGGCUGGCGGGCGACGGUCUCCCUGGUGGACAGCGACCUCAUGGUGCUGGAAGGGGACUCCUACACCAUCCGGCUCCUGCGGGACUUCCGCGUGGCCCUCUCCCGGAUGGUGAUGUUUGAGGACGUGGCCGUCUACUUCUCAGUGGCGGAGUGGGCCAACCUGGCGGAAUGGCAGCGGGACCUGUAUCGGGCCGUGAUGGUGGAGAACUACGAGGCCGUUGCCUCUCUGGGGUACCUUACCGUCAAACCCGAAAUCAUCUGUAAGAUAGAGCGAGAAGAAGACCUCUGCGUAGAAGAGCCCCUGGAAUCCCCCAGGUGGAGGCGACCCCAGAGCCCCUGGCUGGCAGGAGAUGAGAUUCGGAUGGCAGACGAGGAAGAAGGCGAAGGGGCGGGUGUCGUCUUACGAAUUCCAGCCCGGCGCAAGAGGAGGAAGAAGAAGCAGCAGCACUCGAUGGGGACGGAGAAGCCGGUGACCCGGGCGACCAGCGCCCCUGCCAAGACGGAGGCCGAGUCCCUGCCCCGGGUGACGCUGAAGAUGAACCCGCCCAAGUGCCCGGAGUGCGGCAAGAGCUUCCUGAGCAACGUGGCCAUGACCAUCCACAUCCGGAAGCACACGGGGGAGCGCCCCUUCAAGUGCCACCUGUGCCCCAAGGCCUUCCCCUCCCGGGGGGACCUGAAGCGCCACAUCAAGACCCACCUGUGCCGGAAGGAGCCCCCCGGCGCCAGCUCCGCCCCCAAGGGGAAGAAGUGCCUCGCGGCCAAGCUCCAGCUCCUGCGCCAGUUGGGGGUCACCCCGGGGCCCCGGAAGCCCCACAACUGCCCCCAGUGCGGGAAGAGCUUCCACAAGAGCCAGGACCUGCGCAAGCACGAGGGGACGCACUCGGCCGAGCGGCCCUUCCCCUGCCCCGAGUGCGGGCGCCGCUUCCGGCUCAGGCAGAUCCUGGUGGCCCACAUGAAGGUCCACGUCGGGGAGAGGCCCUUCGCCUGCGCUCAGUGCGGGAAGCGCUUCCGGCAGAAGCACCACGUCGAGAGCCACCAGCGGGUCCACACCGGCGAGAAGCCCUUUGCGUGCACCACCUGCGGCAAGCGCUACGCCCAGAAGCAGCCCCUCAUCAGCCACCUGCGGGUCCACACGGGCGAGCGGCCCUACGCGUGCACCGAGUGCGGGAAGUCCUUCCGGAACCAGGCCACGCUGACCAUCCACUACCGCAUGCACACCGGGGAGCGGCCCUACCGCUGCCUGCUCUGCGGGAAGACCUGUAGCCAGCUGCAGCACCUGAAGAGCCACCAGCGCGUCCACCGCGGGGAGCAGCACCUCCUGGCGGCCGGGGACACCAAGGCCCUGGCGCAGAAAAGGGCCCGGGAGAUGGCGGAGAAGCCCUUCCCCUGCCCCACCUGCGAGAAGCGCUUCCGGGACGAAAAGAUCAUGCAGGUCCACUUGAGAACCCACGAGGACAAGAGGCCGCCGAAAUCGGGAUCCUCGCCAGCUGGUGCAAUCUCGGGCCAAAACACCCUUCCUUCUGUCCUGGCGAGAACGGCCCGGCCCGAGGGCAAAUCUGUUAGCGGAGGGACAGGUGCAAGCAAGAGGCGUUCUGCCGCGACGCAUCCGGGUGCCGUCGCUGGGAGGAGGUCCUUUGCGUGCGGCGACUGCGGCCGGAAGUUCACGCAGGCAAAAUAUCUCACCCUGCACCGGAGGAGCCACACCUGA